This is a messenger RNA of Candidula unifasciata, 1348 nucleotides long. The record is from the annotation of a GenBank genome assembly. Lineage: Eukaryota; Metazoa; Mollusca; Gastropoda; Stylommatophora; Geomitridae.
GUUUGUGAACCACGUCACUGAGAAGGGUCAGACAAAAGCCGUGGCGCAGCCUGUUCACCUUGUGGCCAGAGAGUUUGGUAUCCCUGAAUGGAUUGUACGACUCCGCCAUGAUGCCACACACAGCAGCAUGCCCUCUCUGGGUGCUUUAGUCACAGGAAGCAAAUGGGCAAUUCACUAUCUGAAGGAGCACUUCUGGAAGCAUCAGACGCUGGAAAGUGUUGCAGACGACAAAGAUGUUGAGUUCUCACCCAAAGGAGCUAAAAUGUCCACCAUCAGACAAACUUUUUAUGAUUUUCAGAAAGUUCGUUAUCAGGAGCUGAAUGCAGAUGACCAAGAAAAAGAGGAAUGCAGUGUCAGAAUUAGCAGUACAAUGAAGAUACUUCAGAAAUACCUGACACAGAACAGGUUGAGGUUCAUCAAAUGUUUCCUGGAGGAUGGCAUACUAAUCUCCACUGAGGAGCAGCUAGUGGCAUUUGGUGUCAGUGCUGAUGAUCUGAUGUCUCAACUUCCUCCCACAAUUCCUCUGGAAAUUGCAGAGUUCUGGAGGCCGCUACUGAAAACAUUAAACAGUUCUGGUGCCCUUCCCCUUCUUGUGCAGACAGCUGUGUUCUCUGUGACAUCAGGAGAAGGCAUCCGCAACUACCAGCUUGUUGCCUGGGUGGCCUAUUUCUUAUCCUUGCAGUCAGAUCCCAACAACAAGCAUAAAAAGAAAAGAAAAAGGAAACAAGAAGUCAUGUUCAAGAUAACAACUCCGCUACCACUGAAAACCAUGUUGUCAGCCUGCCUGCAGAAUGUCAACCUGCUCUCAGCAUACCUCUUGAAGUACCUGGCUGACAAAGAAAGUCUGGGGACAGAGAACUAUAACAAGUUGAUGAAAUUAUUGGAAGUUCACUCGCAGGCAACAGGCAAGCAGGCGUCCAGUGACGAGCUAGACUCAGACACAGUCUACACAGUGGAAGAUAUCAAGCAGGCUCGAGAGAAACACAUCCCAUCCCAAGAAAUUACCUCCAGCACAGUACACAACAUACAGAACAACAUAUGUGGUAACAACAUAUGUUGGAAAAUUUGUACAGACAUAGUGGACUGGGCAUCAGUGCCUCUAGGAACACUUCCAAACAUCUCAGAUGAAGAUGAUAGUGGCGAUGAUGAAGAUGCCGAUCCAGAUAUGAGUGCAGACACAGCUAAGAGUACUGGAAAGGAGCCCUCACACAGUAGUGAUGAUAAUGAUGGCGACUAUGUGACAAGCCGAAGGAAAACCUCCAGGAAGAGGCGAACCAGUGAUGGUGAUGAUGAUGAAGACAGUGAUGACACAUGUAGAGUGGUGGUGAGGCAGGACCUGCUACAGUAG